CUGCUCAUUGUACUGAGUCAGCGGCCAUGCGCAAAUGGACCCAGAGGAGGGCUGUGCUGUGUAGGCUGUAGUCUACAUAAGAUCUGCCUCUGUGGGGCUGCUCACACUCACUGUCGACCGGAGAUCACAGGUACCAUCUGGAGCUUGCGUGAGGAGACCAUAAAUCCGGGAUAGUCUCUCCAGAUAACCCUCCUAGUGUGACUGACGGAUGCAGCAGAGAGAAGCAGCAGCAGCAGCGAUGCGGCGGCUCUGCUGUUAACUCGUUGGACCACCCCUCUUCUCUCUGUGUGUUUUUUUUUCUUUUUUGCCGGUUCUUUUCUGAAGGAAAAUUCACAAUGAAGCUCAAACCGAACCAGACCAGGACGUACGACGGAGAGGGCUUCAAGAAGAGAGCGGCGUGUCUGUGCUUCAAGAACGAGCGUGAGGAGGAGGUUCUGCUGGUCAGCAGCAGUCGGCACCCGGACCAGUGGAUCGUCCCCGGAGGAGGGAUGGAGCCGGAAGAGGAGCCGUGUGGCGCCGCAGUGAGAGAGGUGUUCGAGGAGGCCGGUGUGAAGGGCAAGCUGGGACGUCUGCUUGGUGUGUUUGAGCAAAACCAGGAUCGGAAGCACCGGACGUACGUGUAUGUGUUGACCGUCACAGAAACCCUGGAGGCCUGGGAAGACUCUGUCAACAUCGGCCGGAAGCGGGAGUGGUUCACGGUGGAUGAGGCCAUCAAAGUCCUGCAGAGCCACAAACCCGUCCACGCCGAGUACCUGCGGAGGCUCCAGCUCAGCUGCUCCCCCACCAAUGGAAACUCCAUCCUCCCGAGCCCGCCGCCCAACGACAACUACCCCCACUACAGCGCUACGGCCACCGCGCCAUCGACAGGCACCGUGCUGGGCUCCUCCUGCAGAUAGGACUGCAUCUCAGCCUCUUGUCCUCUGGCAGAUCACUGAACGUCUGUACAGUCUCUUGCAUGAAUCUAAAGACUCUUCAGAGCCGCGGCUCUCUUGUAUGUAUCAUUUCUAAUCUUAGCUGCAGGACAGACCAAAGCCAUUGCCAGGACUGUGUUAAAGACUGAGCAGGAGACGCUCGCAUCUCAGACACUUUUUUCUUUGCUGGCAAACAGCGGACUGUU
This is a messenger RNA of Acanthochromis polyacanthus (spiny chromis), 1117 nucleotides long. It is a transcript of the gene nudt4b, whose product is annotated as nudix (nucleoside diphosphate linked moiety X)-type motif 4b. Gene Ontology annotation, cellular component: nucleus; cytoplasm. The record is from RefSeq and is a predicted model, not a curated record. The transcript is spliced from 5 exons. Lineage: Eukaryota; Metazoa; Chordata; Actinopteri; Pomacentridae. Gene Ontology annotation, biological process: diphosphoinositol polyphosphate metabolic process; diadenosine pentaphosphate catabolic process; adenosine 5'-(hexahydrogen pentaphosphate) catabolic process. Bases 336 to 896 code for a protein of 186 amino acids. Gene Ontology annotation, molecular function: diphosphoinositol-polyphosphate diphosphatase activity; bis(5'-adenosyl)-pentaphosphatase activity; bis(5'-adenosyl)-hexaphosphatase activity.